GUGCACUGCCCAAGGUGAAUCCUUUGAAGACCUUUUAAUAAAUCCCUGCUUUAUUCCUUUAACUCUGUCCAGCCUCUGUUCCAGGUAAGCCUCUUUAGGCAGCAGUUACUUGCAGCACUGAGCCCAUGGAUGCUGGUCUGCCUCUUGAAAUUGUCCCAGGGACACUUGGAGCCCUCCUGCUACUGAGCUGAAAUCUCCCCAUCACUGAGGGCAAGUGUGUCAGGAGCCUCCAGCAGCAGCAGACUGCUGCUAGGGGAGAUACAUAACCUCAUUUUGUGUUCUGUACCAGCUUGUGCUGUGACACUUAAGUCCAGCAGUGGAAUACUGCUGUGAAGGGAAGUAGAUGGUUUCCUUUCUGGAGCUGUUUUUGAUUCAGUCAUUACCCAUAGGGACAAUGAGUAUCUUUUCAAUGACUUCUUCAGGAAACCACACCAGGGUUUUCCUCUGUCAUUGUGAAAUUGUGCUUUUGAGACACGAGAAGCUCGUGAUUCAUAAAGUUAUGAAUUGCAUUUCUUUCCGAAUCAAUCUGCUGGACAGGGCUGCCUCUUGCCUGGGGGAAGCAGAGCUGAUGGGGUUGUGUAAAGAGGUCCUGACUCUGGGUGGGUGCUUGGCUCCUGGAGCUGACCUACUUUAGCCUUGAUUUGCUCAGAGGUGUUUGUAUACUCGUGAUCAGCCUUGCUGCAUGAUUAAGCUGGCCACGUGUCGUCUCACUUUUUUUUUUCCUAAGGGAUGAGCAGUAAGAUUUGUUUUUGCUGUCUCAUUAGCCUUGUUUCAGGGGAUCAGAGGAGGAUGGAAUGCAAGGAAGGGGAAUCCCAAGGAAGUAGUCCCACACAGGCUGUAGAGACAAACUGUCAUGGAUACAGUGACAAAAUAAGAUUUGAUUCUCCUCUGCAGGAGAAUUCAGUCAGGAAGUAGACUCCAUGGCAUUUUUUCAAGUAGGUCCUUAGAGUUCUUUGGCAGCAGGUUUGGUGUCAUAAAUGGGAGACUUGAACUUUGCUUGUAUGUAUGGGUAUCUUUUGUGUUCCUCCUCAGAGAGAAUUUUUUUAGGCAUUGAACAUCCAGCAGAUGGAGGCUGAAAAGACAGAAAAUAUUAAAUUUCCUAGAAUUUCAAGAAAGCCUUGUGAAAAGACAUUUCUCUGACCUGUUCAUUAUUUAGUAGGGCAUGCUGAUUUUUGCUCUGAUCAUUGAGUUGACAUCUUCUUAACUCUAAAACUCAUUUCAAGAGACAUGCAUGGUUCCUAACUCCUGUAAUGCUAAAAUGUAGGACUGUGAUUGUUAGGACUCAAUGAGCAUUUGGGACAUGGUGGAGAAAGGGCUGACUGAAAAAUAAAUUGAGACUUUUGCUCUUUAUGUAUCUUUUUCUGCUUAAAUGGUCAAGACACUUAAAAUAGCUGCUUUGAAACUAUCAAAUAUAGACAGGUAUAAAACAGCACAGCUGAAUGGAUACCUGAUUUCAAGAUUUUUUUCUUUAAAACCGAUGUGAAAUUUGUUUUUUGAGGUGAACAACAAUUUGUUUUUUGCAUUAGUGCCUGGUGGCUUGUGCAGUGUUCUGGUUCUGAAGCUAAAAUGCUGACUGUUGUAGGCAUUCUUAAAGAGAGAGGACUGUGGAAACUUGCAAAUCCUUUUUCCUCCACCCUCUUUUUUCUUUGUUCAUUCCAGCUCAUCCCAGUCAUAUGUCUGAACUCAUCAUAGGUGGUCCAUGGAAUUACCUAAUGCAGGAUAAUGUGAGUUCAGCCAGCACCCUCACAUAGAGAGGUGUUCAGAAACACACUGAGUUUAGCUGUAAGUAAUUUCUGCUCAUCAGCUGAGACUGAAGAUAAUGUGUUUGGGUCUGAACCAAGCACAGAGAGAUGGCCAGUGACUGGUUUUGCUGGAAAAUUGAGAUGCAGCAACAGUAACAGCAUUGAGUGUGUCACUGUUGGGCUGCUGGGGUAAGAGAGACCCAGCAGCCAACUGGGAAAAGGCUGGCACAGGGAGACAGUAGGGCCUGACCUACAAAGAGCUGGGGGUGUGAAUGAAAGCCUUGCAAAACAAAUAUGGUUACUCAUUCAAUGGCAUUUCAUCUUUUAACUUAAAUUUGGGCUGAUUUAGCUUUGGUCACUUCUGCUUCCAGCUAGAUGUGCCUCUAGCAGUAUUUCCACACACAUUGUCAAAAGUGGAAGAGAGCUUGGUUGGGUUAUUUGUUAUUUGGGAAAGGACCACAGAGGAGUUGUUGGGUGAGAUGGACAAUGAGCCAUCAGCAACAGUGCCAGGACCAGAAAUUUAGAUAAUUUAACCUUGUGAAACUCUGAAUUGGCUGUUCUAGCAGAGCUGAAGGAAAUGAUAACAAGCGACUUUAGGAUUUUUUUUAUUUUUUUUUUUUGGCUAAUAACUCAUAGCAUGUCUACAUACAGGCUUCAGCAGAGUUGGUUACAGUGUGAUCAUGUUGACAGGAUGUUUGGCUUGUAACCUUCAGAGGGUGUCAUGGGAGCUUCUUGUUCUGUGUGCUUGGGAAGUUCUACUGCUGUCACAGGUUGGGAAAGGCAGUCAGGAUGCUCCCAGGUGCAUCAGCCAGAGAACUGUGUCCAACAGACUUUGGAAGUUUCCUUGCAGGAGGAAAAUGUAGAAGAGUUUCUAAAUCUUCCAUAGUAAGUUUUGCUGAAAAGCUUGUUUUGUGACAGCAGUGUGGAAGGGAAGGGCAUCCACAUGUUUGUUGUGUAGUGAGGAGGCACAUUUGAGGGCUUGAGUUGUAGUAUGGGAUAUGGAUUUUAUCUAAAUCUUGAAGCCUGCAGAAUAAAACCAUGUUUAACCCCUGUCCUUCCAAGAUGCCAACUGCUGUUGCAGUGGAAAAUUAAAACAGUAAGCCAAGCCCAAACUUAGGACCACCCUUCAAGUCAGUCAGGAGUGAAGGGUGAGUCUGUCCUUUGCUCUGUGACAGCAAUUUAACUCAUUCUGGGAGCACCUGACACCAAAUGUGAUUGUCAUUGUGUGACCAUUGUGAGCAGGGGGGGUUUGUGCAAAGACCACAGGAUGGUUAAAGGGGCCCAGAAGGAAAUGGUGCCAGAAAUUCCUUCUGCCCAAAGUUUGGUCCAUUGGAGAUGCACAUCCCAACACCUAAACCUUUGGAUGGAUGGAUAAAGCUUCUGCUCUUCGUAAGGAAAUGAAUAUUUGAUCCCUGAGUUGGAAACAUCUGUUGCUUUUGAAACUUUGUGUAAAACAAUUGUUUUUAAGGCAUUUUUUAAGCUUGCUGGUUUUCCUUGCAUUCAGGUUUUUGAAAGCAUUUGACCAACAGAACAUGAGGCAUGGAAGAGUUCUGAGGUUAUCAGCUGCUUUGGGCUGAGCAUCAUCAUCUUUGCCCAAGUAGAUUUAGGCUUCCAAGACAGGCCUUCAGACAGUCCAAUGGCAGACCAAAGGAUGGACAUAUCUUCUACAAUUAGUGACUUUAUGUCACCAGACCCUGCUGACUUGAUCUCCAGUUCCCUUAGCACUUCAGGAAUGGACUGUAAUAGGAAAAGAAAGGGAAGCUCAACUGAUUAUCAGCUCGAUGGCUUUCCUUUUGAGGAAGGUAUGGAUACAGAUAAAGAUGACCAACAUGGAAGAUUGGAGUAUGCAGACCAACAAGGCAGGAUAAAAAAUGCAAGGGAGGCUCACAGUCAGAUCGAGAAGAGGCGCAGGGACAAGAUGAACAGUUUCAUAGACGAGCUGGCCUCGCUGGUGCCCACGUGCAAUGCCAUGUCCCGCAAGCUGGACAAGCUCACUGUGCUCAGGAUGGCUGUCCAGCACAUGAAAACACUUCGUGGUGCUACAAACCCAUAUACAGAAGCAAACUACAAGCCUGCUUUUCUAUCAGAUGAUGAAUUAAAACAUCUUAUUCUCAGGGCAGCAGAUGGAUUUCUUUUUGUUGUGGGCUGUGACAGAGGGAAGAUACUGUUUGUUUCAGAAUCUGUCUUCAAGAUCCUCAACUACAGUCAGAAUGAUUUGAUUGGUCAAAGUUUAUUUGAUUAUCUCCAUCCUAAAGACAUUGCCAAAGUGAAGGAGCAGCUCUCUUCUUCUGACACUGCGCCACGAGAAAGACUCAUAGAUGCAAAAACCGGGCUCCCUGUCAAGACAGACAUCACGCCCGGGCCCUCGCGCCUCUGCUCGGGCGCGCGCCGCUCCUUCUUCUGCAGGAUGAAGUGCAACAGGCCCUCUGUCAAAGUGGAGGACAAGGAUUUCCCUUCAACCUGCUCAAAGAAGAAAGACCGCAAAAGCUUUUGCACUAUUCAUAGCACAGGCUACUUAAAAAGCUGGCCUCCCACAAAGAUGGGGCUGGAUGAGGACAACGAGCCAGACAACGAGGGCUGCAACCUGAGCUGCCUGGUGGCCAUCGGGAGGCUCCAUCCCCACGUGGUGCCGCAGCCGGCCAACGGCGAGAUCCGCGUCAAGCCCACCGAGUACGUGUCCCGCCACGCCAUCGACGGCAAAUUCGUCUUCGUGGACCAGAGGGCAACAGCCAUCCUGGCAUACUUACCCCAGGAACUUCUAGGUACUUCGUGUUAUGAAUAUUUUCAUCAAGAUGAUAUAGCACAUCUUGCAGAAUGUCACAGACAAGUUUUGCAGACGAGAGAAAAAAUUACAACUAACUGCUACAAGUUUAAAAUAAAAGAUGGCUCUUUUAUUACGUUGCGGAGUCGCUGGUUCAGUUUCAUGAACCCUUGGACCAAAGAAGUAGAAUACAUUGUCUCCACAAACACAGUUGUUUGCACCACGGUCCUGGAGAGCGGGGACGGGGCCUUUCCCCAGCUGGCAGCAUCCCCACACAGCAUGGACAGCGUGCUCCAGGCUGGAGAAGGUGGCCCCAAAAGGACCCAUCCCACUGUGCCUGGAAUUCCAGGUGGAACAAGAGCUGGGGCAGGUAAAAUAGGGAGGAUGAUUGCUGAAGAAAUCAUGGAGAUUCACAGGAUAAGGGGAUCAUCACCUUCCAGUUGUGGCUCAAGUCCCCUGAACAUCACCAGCACCCCCCCGCCCGACACAUCCUCGCCAGGAGGGAAGAAGAUCUUGAAUGGUGGCACUCCAGACAUUUCUUCAGCUGGGCUGCUGUCGGGACAAAUCCAGGAUAAUUCUGGGUACCCAUAUUCCGACAACUCCUCUAUCCUGGGGGAGAACUCCCACAUCGGCAUGGACAUGAUCGACACGGAGCAGGGCUCCAGCAGCCCCAGCAAUGACGAGGCGGCCAUGGCAGUGAUCAUGAGCCUGCUGGAGGCCGACGCGGGGCUCGGCGGCCCCGUGGACUUCAGCGACCUGCCCUGGCCCUUGUAAAGCACCCGGCACCCCAGAUCCAAGUGCAUUUACUGGUGGAGCUCUGCAGCCUGUGAAACUCGUGGGACUGAGAGGCUUUUAUGUGGGAACUUCAUAAAAGCUGUGUCAGAACGCAACUCAUCCUACCAUGUGUAACUUCAGACAAAGUGGAAUAACCUGCUACAGUGUUCUGUGUUGAUUUGGUUAGCUGUGUAUAGCUUGCGAUACUUGUAUAUUUUGGAUUCUGUUGUUUGAAAUUUUUUUUAAAUCACUGUGCAACUCACUGGCAUCAGUGGUAGCUUUUAUAUGCAAAUGACCAUUUCAGAUGUAUGGUGUGUUUUUACACUGCAAAACAGUCCCCAUGUGGAUAUUUCUUAUACUAAUUGUACCAUAAAGCUGUUUAUUCUUUCUUGUAAGAAUCCUUUACUAUAAAUAUUGUUAAAGUGUAAUGUAUUAGACAGUUAAAUAUUUUUAAAAUAAAUGUUUCCCUUGUUCUAAGAUGGAGCAUUUACUUUGAUAAAUAAAUUUGAUAAAACCCUGCUGAAGGUGCAUGCUAGAA
Messenger RNA from Sturnus vulgaris (Common starling), 5815 nucleotides. RefSeq names its product basic helix-loop-helix ARNT like 1 (gene BMAL1). The record is from RefSeq and is a predicted model, not a curated record. Gene Ontology annotation, biological process: regulation of DNA-templated transcription. Gene Ontology annotation, molecular function: DNA-binding transcription factor activity; protein dimerization activity. Lineage: Eukaryota; Metazoa; Chordata; Aves; Passeriformes; Sturnidae. Gene Ontology annotation, cellular component: cytoplasm; transcription regulator complex; nucleus.